UCAGCUGAGAUUUCUUGGAAAAUACUCCAGAUGGGAUGAGUGGAUUAUUUUGGCAUCAAAAGUCAAAUCAGUCUAUUCAAAUACCCAUUUUAAUACAUGCAGAAAAGAAGCACUGGAAGUCACUGACAAGGAUCUCCAUCGACAAGGCUAAACAACCUGAAUCUAAAAGUCUACAUCCUGCCUAAAUGUCAGAGUUGGAUUGGCCUCUUGCUUCUCCCUCUCCCCUUCCCCAGUGUGACUACGGAGAAUGGAGUGCCACUCGAGUGCUGAUUCCAGCGAUUUACCUCUUAGUGUUCAUCAUUGGUACAUUUGGAAAUGCCUUUGUGCUCUGUGCAUAUCUGAACUGCCGUGGAAAAUGGCUAUGGAGGAUUAGGAGCCCCAACAAAUCUGAACCUUCCUACAGACCUCCCUCCUCUUCACGUUCAGUAACAGAGUCUCUGAUUGUCAGUUUGGCCCUGGCUGACCUUGCUUUUGUUACUACUCUUCCUUUGUGGGCCGUCUACACAGCGCUGGACUAUCACUGGCCAUUUGGCAGCUUCCUUUGCCGAGUGAGUAGCUACCUGGUGGCACUGAACAUGUAUGCCAGUGUGUUUUCUCUGGCUGGACUUAGCGUUGAGCGCUACUGUGUGAUCAAAAGGCAUAGCCCAAGCAAGAGCCUAGCAACAGUGAAAGCCUGGUACAUCGUAGGUUGUGUAUGGAUAGCAGCCAGCAUCCUUGCACUUCCCGCUCUUCUCUUACGAACUGUCCGAGAGGUGGAGGAACAUUUUGAUUGGCUGGAUGAUGGCGAGCAUAACAAAAGCGGUGGUCCGCAGUGCUUGUGUGACAUGGACUAUUCUAUUUUGGUCUCGCUAGACCUUGAUCUAGCAACACGAGAGCGUGCGGAAGUGAUGUGGUCGGCACUGCUAGGUUUGAAGUCUACCGUCCUGGGCUUCCUGCUUCCUCUUAUUGUGCUGCUGCUUUGCUACUGUUCCCUGGCACAUUUCUUGUAUCGCCAUUUUCGUCUUGGACCUCAACCUGAUCGACAACGCCAGCGCAAGCUCCUGCGGGUCGUUAUUGCCCUCGUGCUAGCCUUCUUUCUCUGUUGGCUGCCCUUUCAUGCCAAUAAGACCCUGUCAGAUUUGGUUGAACUUGAUAUUUUACCCUAUUCCUGCAGCUUUGACCGCUGGCUGGUUGCUGUCCACCCUUAUGCAAUCUGCCUAGCAUACAUGAACAGUUGCCUGAACCCACUGCUCUAUGCCUGCUGUGACCCAGCCUUCCGGCGACGAUGCAAACGUGCAGUCAAGCUUGUUUGGAGAAGACGUGACAGAGAAAGGGAUGAAGCAGAAGAUAGAGAGACAGGAACGAGAGUUGAGCUGGAAGAGGAUAAAAUAAUGAGGAAUGUAGCACACAAAUCCAAACUAGGAACAGAAUACUGCAACAUAUAAUUAAUAUGAAUGAAAUAUUUUUAUACAGAUUACUGUAUGAGAAGUAGAUUGUUUGUGUAAGUGUGUGUAUUGGUACUAAAUGUAUACUGUGAAAACUAUAAAACUGAAAUGAUCACACUGUUUUCCCCCAUUAGGGGGUGCUAAGGAUUCCUUCACAAAUAUGACCUGUAGCAGAGAAACUCUGAGCACGGUGGCUUUAAGGAAGAGAAAAAGCCUGGUCAAAAUAAUAUCUGGACAAAAUAUCUGGACAAUAAUUAACUGAGAUAAUUCCUAACAUUAUACCUAUUUACGAUGUGAAAAUAAAAAAGUACGUCAUCUUGUCAUUUUGUAAGCUGGUCUUGUAAAUGUGAAUGAAUAUGAAACAUAAAACAGGACCAGAGAAUUAAUACUUAUGGUGUGCGUAAGUAUUCAGAUCUCUUCAUGUUCUGAUUUUGUCAACUUAAAAUGAAUUAAGUUCCAGUAGCAAUGAAAAGUCUAUGCAAAUCUUACAAUUAAGAGAUGAGGCUGACUGAGAAUCCUGAUGCAUCUAGAGAUCCUACCAGCUCCAGUUAGACUCUGUGAUACAAUAGAGAUGUGAACUCCAUGUGGUCUUUUGCAUGUAUACAACAUUUGUCAGACUGUAUAUUUAUAAAUCACACCCUCCAGUG
Messenger RNA from Tachysurus fulvidraco (yellow catfish), 2071 nucleotides. RefSeq names its product apelin receptor 2 (gene aplnr2). Gene Ontology annotation, cellular component: membrane. The coding region runs from base 186 to 1424 and encodes 412 amino acids. NCBI's taxonomy places the organism in Eukaryota, Metazoa, Chordata, Actinopteri, Siluriformes, Bagridae. Gene Ontology annotation, biological process: G protein-coupled receptor signaling pathway; immune response. Gene Ontology annotation, molecular function: G protein-coupled receptor activity. The transcript has a single exon. The record is from RefSeq and is a predicted model, not a curated record.